CAGAGUGCUGAGAGAGUGGGUGCAUGCCCAGUUAGAGCCGCGGUUUAACGUUUCAAAAUGGCGGUAGAUUUAAGAUUAAUGUGGGGAAAUUGGGAUUGUCAGUUAAACUGCCGUUCUCGUGCACAUUGGGGAAAUGCCGGCUGUUCGUUUCUGGAAGCCGUCUUGGUGUCUUAGCGAUGGUCAGGUGCUAACAUCCCACGUGGUCCUUUUCAAAAGCCGAGAAUUGUGAAAUGCUUGGGACACCAAAACAAUUCCUAUGAUCAAAACAAUUUGAUGGACAAUUUGAAUAUGUCUGCAAUGAUUAACAACCAAGGACAGCAUUUCUUGACUGAAUGGACAACGGAUGUUGCUCGUGCAGGGGUGAUAUUGAAUGCUCCUUUUUGUUUCAAUGGUACUAACUCAACUCCGGAAUGUAGAAGUGUAAACGACUCAUUUAGUGCUCAGUUUAUUCCACUUCAGUUCUCAAACGACAGCAGUUGCAUCAGCAUAGACUCUCUUCAUGAUGAGCCUAUUUUGAAUGUAGACCCACCAAAUGGAAAGCUACAAACUGCUUUUGAUAUCAAUGGUUCAUUGACUUCAGAUCUUCAUUCAAAUGUAAUACAGCACACUUCUUUGUCCCCAAGUGGCUUAUUGUCCUGUAAUAAUGAAGCAGUGAAGCACAUUGAAGAAAAGACUGCAUGUGAUAAUGCUGUCAUGCAAAGACUUGAACAGUUAAGAGAGUGGCAACAUGAAAGACAAGAGCAACUAAAGAAGCAGCAUCAGGAGCAGCUUCAGCGACUGGUGCACGAACAACAGACACUACUUGGUCUUAUUGGUACGCAACAAGGAUUUUCGGGAACUUUAAGUAAAUUGCAAAAUACAGAAAAACAAUAUCUUGUUAAUGCUGUCAAGCAAAGAGAACGGCAUACUAAACAUGACAAUGAUGUCCUUGAAGGUGAAAGCAAAGUCCAGGAUGAAGCAAAUUCAGGAUGUUCAUUUUCAGGCGAACCUUCAGACACACAUCAAGGAAAUAAAGAUUGUACAAGUACAUCUUUCCUUCCAUCUCCAUCUGAAAAGCAUGAUCAUAAAGAUCCUCUAUCUUUUACAGCUUUGGAGGAAAGACCAAUUAAACCGGGACUAGAUAUACGGAAGGAAACUUAUGAAGAGUACUUGGAGAAACAGAUGCAACUGGAAGAAGAGAGGUUGAAACAACAGCAACUUAAAUUGAAUCAGUCACAGGACAAAAGUAAUCAAAAGAGAAAGUUUCUGAAGCGUGGUGAAGGACUAGCAAGAUUCUCAAAUGUUAAGUCAAGAUGUUUGACAUCCAAGAAAACAACUGAUAAGGAAACAAACAUAACGAACCAACAGACAGCAGGUUCUCAAAGUUCAGUGAACACCACGCAUCAAAAAUUGCAAUGCAAAUUCACAAUAUUAAACAAAGAAAACCAUUUCGGAAGCUCAGCUGCACUUAUCAAUAAUCCAGCAGCAAAUAGUAAAGGAAAGAACAACUCUGCUUUGUGUGUUAAAAAGUUAACUGCUUUGGACAACGGUAAAGAAGAAAACUCCCUCCGGUCACCUCUGAAAAUGCAGGCAGACAGAAAAAAAAUUACAUCGGUUGGUAAAAUUCAAAAUAUCCCUAAAAUCACUAAAAUGGAGAGUGCAAACAUGGCUCAAAAAUACGAACUGAGUGCAUCAAAACAAACUGGACAGAGCACUGUCACUUCAGAUAGACCAACAGCGGUUCAUAAUGGUGAUAAAUUUCACACAAAUGAACACAUAGUUCCUUUAUGGCCAAGUAAUAAAGAAGCAAAUGGACAUGAACAUACACUUGAAACAUCAUUUCAGAAAAAUUUGGAGAAGUGGAACAAGGAAAAAGAGAAAGAAAAUAUAGAAUUGCAUGAAUUUGAAUUUCUGGAGGAGGCGGCUGAAGAACUUUCCUUCUCUAGCAAUUCUUCCUUUGUACUCAAAAUGGUACAGGGUAAUUGGCCAAACAAUGAAUGUCGCAGAUUGUCAUCUACCCCAGUCAAAUCUGAGCAACACCAAACCAUUGAAAAUUCAAGUGAGUCGGUGCAUGUUGGGAAUACAGAUUUUGAGGAAAAUGUUAAUCUUAAAAGUUCUAAUGUGUUAGAACAUAGGAAUAGGGUAAAGGAAAAUGGGAAAACUGUUUUAGGCUCACCAGCCACUGAUAAAGUAGCAUUCAAAGCUGUUGACUGUGAUCCUUUAGAGGAUGAAUAUAGCAAUUGUAAUACCACUUUGGAUUCUGAAAUCGAUGACCUUGAUUCCACACUGACAAAUGAAAAAACAACGAGGAGGCAGUCUAUAGUCUGCAGUAGUGACAAAGAAGAUGAUCCUAAAUCUAAAUGUAGAAAAAAACCAACAGAUAUUCUCAAUAAAGCCAAGAACAUGGAUACAGAUCUUGACUUGUCGUCGUUGUCCUCGUCGUCGUCUGAUGUUGAUAUUGAAAUGCCUACUGUAAUAGAAAACAGGAAGGUUUUUUUGAGCCAGAAACAAGAUUCAUCUCGCUUCAAUUCCAGAUGUGAAAGCAGUUCAACUUUGCAUCAAGAAAAUGUUGAUUUUGAUGAUGAACAGACAUGGGCUGACCUGGACGAAAGUGGAUUAAUUAACCAUGAAGAUAACUCAGCAGAACCUGCUAAUUCUUCUGUAUUAGAUCAAUGUUUCUCUUCUGGAAGAACAAAUGAGGAUAAAAUUAUGCAAAGAAAAGUUGCUUCUGCUAAGAAGGGAGAUGUUGUGGAUGAAAAGAACAUGGACAAAGCCACAGAAUCACCCCCAGUCACUGAUUUGAUAAAGAGAUUGUUUCCUUCACUGAAAUCCAAGACUGAGCCUGGAUUUGAUCGAGGACUGGAACAAAAAUUUAAAGCUGUGAAUGAUAAACCAAUAGGUGCUGGUAUCCAGUCCAAGUUACUGAGGGAUAAACUGGCAGAAUUAGAAUAUGAAAUUAACCAAUUUCGAGCAGAAAAUGCUACAUUGGCCAAACUCCGAAAUGAUAGAGAAAAAGCCAUGGUGGACCUUAGAAAAGAAAUUGCAGACUUUGAAUGUAAGAAAACCGAACAGUUAACUCAAUUCGAGGAAUAUAAAAAAGAAGAAUUCAAACGACUCCAAAAAGAGCGAAUGAUUUUUGAAAAACAUGCUGCUGCUGCAAGAGCAAUCCCUGACAAAAAGGAGAGGCAAGAAAUACAGGCACUGAAACGGCAGAUUGUCGAUUUGCAGGAAGAACUAAAACGAAAAGAAUUAAGGUGGUCAAGUAUUCAUGCAAGACUUCGAAACCAGAUUGAUACACUGGCUAAGGAGAACAGAGAACUUAGAGAUGAAGUUAACAUUAUGGAAAGACUUCGGUUGGAAACUUGGAAGAAAGCUGAAGCAUUAAUUGAGAAGAAAACAGACACCACAUCUCCAGGACUAAACAAAACAGAAUUAGCAGUUCAACCAGAUGUUCCGAAAGACAGAGGCAGAGCUGCACAGACAGGAGGGAAGAAAAUCUCUCGCAUGAUUGAACAGACUACCCCAAGAGAUGUUAAACUUGGACAAGCUGUGAAAUUAUCUGCUCCUACAGUGACCAGAAAUAGCUUAAAAGAAAGUUCUGUUUCGAUAUCUUCCGUAUCCCUCACUGAUGUGACUGAUUCUGCAACGGGUAGUAUGAUGCAUUCAGAGCUCUCUGGAAAUUCUCCAAACUCUGUUGGGGUUUCAGCACCAGCUGGAUCUACUCUUGAGCCUAAUGCAACUGAGGAUGAAAUUCAAGAAGUGAUUAAGUAUCCAGAUGGAAAGGUUGAACAGGUGUUGAGAAGUGGACGUCACGUAAUUAUUUUUUGUAAUGGUACCCAAAAAGAAAUUAGUGCAGAUGGGAAAACUAUUAGAGUGACCUUCUUCAAUGGGGAUGUAAAACAGAUGAUGUCUGAUCGAACGGUGAUAUACUUUUAUGCAGAUGCACAGACAACACACACAACCUAUCCUGAUGGUCUAGAGGUUUUACAGUUUCCAAAUAAUCAGAUGGAGAAACAUUACCCAGAUGGGAGAAAGGAAAUCACUUUUCCAGACCAGACCAUUAAAUACUUGUUUGCAGAUGGUCGAGAAGAAAGUGUGUUUCCAGAUGGCACGAUAAUACGUAUGCAACCUGAUGGUAACAAGAUAAUUGAAUUUAAUAAUGGACAAAGAGAAAUACACACAUCGAGCUACAAAAGACGGGAGUACCCUGAUGGAACUGUUAAAACAGUGUAUCUAAAUGGUCAACAGGAAACAAAGUACAGCUCAGGAAGAAUAAGAAUCAAAGACAAAGAAGGCAAUGUAAUCAUGGACAGUAAACCCCAAUUAUUCUAAGUCUUAAAACAUUUUAAACCUAUUGUAUUUGAACGUUGAUUUGAACUCCUGUAUUUACACAGCAUCUAACUGUACUAUAUAACUACAUUUCACAUGCUAGUAUAUUGCUAUCCUUAUGUAAAUACUUGAAUGUUAGAACAAUGUGAUCUAAAUGCCUGUGGGGGAAAAAUGUGUAAUAUGUAAAUUUAAAUGUUUAUAAAAUUGAAGUGCAAUAUAUAGUGUGUUCAUCAAUCUUUGAAUUAAGUCAACUACAUUUGAUAAAGUGAACCAAAUAACUUGGAUCCUGUAUUUGGAUUACAUCUUUAAAAGUGGUAAAUGUUUUGAUAUGUUAUAGGCAACUUUUUUUUUUAAAUUUAAAGGCUUGUUUUUUCUGCAUAAAAAAACUGAACUGAUGUUUUGUGGAUUUUUAGAACAAUUCAAGUGGAAUCUCAUACUCCAACUGACUGUUUGACUGAUCAGUUUAUAAUGCUUUGCGAGAGACCACAAUAAGCAGGACGGCCUCCAAAAAAAACUGAUCAGUCUCACCAAGAGUAAUAACAGGAUUCUAGCAUGGUUUUGCUUAGCUAGUAGCUGGUGGUUUUCACAAAAUAGUUGGUGUACUAUUCACAAUGCUGUUUUCUGUAGUGAAAUAUGCAACUUUGACAAGCUGAGGUAAUACUGCAACAUCUACCUUUAGCCUAAUCAAUCCAUUGGGACAUUGAUUGAAAGGAAUAAGACACUAAAGGAGACACAAGAUCGACCAGGAACCAAAAUUUUAAAGGUGAUAGUCAAUUAAUAAAUACCGUAUUUAGAAAUAGCAGACAUAGUACAAGCAAGUCAAGAGUAAGAAACCAAUAUGUUGAGGGUGUUUGUUUAUUUCCUUUUCACCUUUGGAAGAGCUUUUAAUGAACUGAAGCACUGUUGAACAUGGAACAUUUCAGAUUAGGCCUGCAGUAUAUACUGAACAAUAGUUGGAUUGCUAAGCCAUUUGAAGCUGCUCUCCUGGCGCUAGCAGUGAAUGUAUCAGAGUUGAUUCCUAAAUGUUAAGACUUUUGUUCUAAGUGUAUACAAAUAUUAUGAAAGCAAUGUGACAAGAUCAUCAAAAUUCAUUAAAGCAAAGAGGUACAACUCAA
Molecule: messenger RNA, 5423 nt
Organism: Rhincodon typus (whale shark)
Lineage: Eukaryota; Metazoa; Chordata; Chondrichthyes; Orectolobiformes; Rhincodontidae
Product: centromere protein J
Exons: 19
Coding region: 274-4311 (1345 amino acids)
Biological process (GO): centriole elongation; cilium assembly
Cellular component (GO): centriole; nucleus; centrosome
Molecular function (GO): tubulin binding
Source: RefSeq, a predicted model, not a curated record